UAAAUUCCCCCGCCACCCUAAAAAAUCCCACGUUAAAGGAAAGAAGAACCAAAAAAAAAAUAAUAAUAAUAAUAAUAAGAGAUACCGACUUGAUGGAGGCGAAGACGGAGGUUCCGAUUAUGGAGGUGGAGAGUGGUGAUUCGUCGACGGAGGAGGCGGAAUCAGAGUCGCCGAGGUCUGUGGUGGUGCAGAUGAAGAAGAAAGUGGAGAAAGUUCAUAAUCAGGUUUUAAGGAUAAGAGAGGAAGAGUCGCAUCUCGGCGAAGAUUUCUUCGGCGGCGAUGACGAGAAUAAUAAGAACGACGCCGUAUAUGGAGGAGGUGUUGGCGGUGGAGGCUUUGAUGAAAGACGACGACGACGACGACGACGUGUCAACGUGGUUCUUGUUUCGAGACCGAUCUUGCCUUGUUCGCCUCUCAGCGGCAAGAACAACGUUAAAAGGUCUUACACUGAACCUACCGAAAUCAAUCAAGAUCCUCGCGAGAAUGAUUUUUGUUAAUAAUUGUAUUAAUUUGAAAUUACGGCAGGGAGUUUUUAGAGAAGGAUUAGCGAACCUUGCAUUGAGGGAGACUUGCAGUGUUUAGCUUAAUUAGUAUGGGAAAGCUUGAAGAUGAAUUUAAUGGAGUAGCGUUUAAUUAUGAAAUCUUAAUUAGUUAGGGUUUUAAUUAGAAGGAGAAAUCCUGUUUUUCAUCUGUAGAUCAUGAUGUACAAAACAGUUAUCAAAUGUACAAUGGAAUCAUUCUACAGCUCAACGUAGUAAGUAAUAUUUUCUUUCUUUUUUUUCUUGUAAAUAAAAA
Messenger RNA from Gossypium arboreum, 795 nucleotides. RefSeq lists its product as uncharacterized. NCBI's taxonomy places the organism in Eukaryota, Viridiplantae, Streptophyta, Magnoliopsida, Malvales, Malvaceae. The transcript is spliced from 2 exons. The coding region runs from base 93 to 497 and encodes 134 amino acids. The record is from RefSeq and is a predicted model, not a curated record.